AUGAAGCCUGAAUUGCACUAUGGCAAGGAUGACUGUCCAGUUUCUGUUUCAGAUAGCUUUCCAAAGGAUGUUGAACUUAAUUUUGAGAUUGAGCUCAUCGAGUUUUCUAAAAUCAAGCACACACUUAUAAGUAUUUUUUCUUACGUUAGUUUAGUCGUUCUUUUCUCUAUUAUACUUGGUAUCAAAACCCAUUUUUUUCUAUGUAAAUAUUCUUCAGGUUUUGUAACUGAAGAUUUGGGAAUCUUGAAGAAGGUUAUAAAUGAGGCACAAAGUUGGGAAAAUCCAAGAGAUCUUUAUGAAGUAAAAGCCAGAGUUUCAGCAAAGGCGGGGGACGGACAACCACUUCAAUUACCUACGACUGGCGAACCAAUCAUGUUCACAUUUGGAAAAUCCGAGGUACCUAAAGGUCUUGAAAUGGGUAUCGGAACAAUGUCACGGGGAGAGAGUCAGUACUUAAGUCAAAGCCCCCCGAUACCUUCUGUAGAAGGUAUCGAAGAAGUUCACUUUGAAGUGGACCUUAUCCAUUUUAUUCAGGUACGAGAUGUACUAGGAGAUGGUCGUCUAAUAAAACGCCGCAUAAGAGACGACAAAGGUGUUGUUUAAGUCCUUAUUUGAUUAUUUCUCAGCUCUU
Molecule: messenger RNA, 631 nt
Organism: Helianthus annuus (common sunflower)
Lineage: Eukaryota; Viridiplantae; Streptophyta; Magnoliopsida; Asterales; Asteraceae
Product: peptidyl-prolyl cis-trans isomerase PASTICCINO1-like
Exons: 6
Coding region: 1-603 (200 amino acids)
Biological process (GO): protein peptidyl-prolyl isomerization
Cellular component (GO): cytoplasm
Molecular function (GO): peptidyl-prolyl cis-trans isomerase activity
Source: RefSeq, a predicted model, not a curated record